AUGGUCCGAAUAAUUAUCAAAGGAGGUGUUUGGAAGAAUACUGAGGAUGAAGUUCUCAAGGCUGCGAUAGCAAAGUACGGCAAGAAUCAAUGGGCGCGUAUAUCUUCUUUGCUGGUGCGCAAGACACCAAAGCAAUGCAAAGCUCGCUGGUAUGAAUGGCUGGAUCCUUCUAUAAAGAAGACAGAAUGGUCCAAAACGGAGGACGAAAAGCUUUUACAUCUUGCAAAGUUGAUGCCCACGCAAUGGCGUACCAUUGCGCCCAUAGUCGGUCGGACGGCCACCCAGUGCUUGGAACGGUAUCAGAGGUUAUUGGAUGAGGCAGAAGCAAAGGAAAAUGAAGAACUUGGGUUUACAGGUCCAUCUGAAGAUACUGGACCGAGUGCUGACGACGUUCGGCGACUGAGACCUGGGGAAAUUGACCCUGACCCUGAAACCAAACCUGCGCGGCCUGACCCCAUUGAUAUGGACGAAGACGAGAAGGAAAUGUUGUCCGAGGCUCGAGCACGUCUGGCAAAUACGCAAGGUAAGAAAGCUAAGCGGAAGGCUCGCGAACGCCAGUUGGAAGAAGCGCGUCGGCUCGCCGUACUUCAGAAGAAACGUGAGUUGAAGGCAGCUGGAAUAAUAACGCGUUCCAAAACAAAAAAGAAAGGCAUGGAUUACAAUGCAGACAUUCCUUUCGAGAAGAAGCCAGCGGCAGGUUUCUAUGACACGUCAGAGGAGCAGGCGCGUGUGGCUGCUGCACCUGUAGGCCAAAGUCUUCGACGGCUUGAAAAUAAGCGUAAACCUGAUCGUGAGGAGGAGGAAAGGAAGAAAAGACAGCGCACGAAAGAAAACGGGGAACAUCAAACAAAAUUCCUUGCGGCCCGGGAUGCACAAAUCCAGAAACUGAAGGAGGCCGAGUCAAUGGGGAGACGGCAGAAGUUAGUGCUUCCUGCUGCCCAGGUUGGUGAGGCCGAGUUAGAGGACAUCGUCAAGAUUGGCCUGGCAGGAGAGAAUGCGAAAUCACUGGUCAGCGGAGGCAGCGAAGCUAGCGGACGGCUGUUGAGCGACUAUGAAGGCUUAGAAGGAGCUAGGAUGGCACGGACCCCUCGCACUGCCCCUCAACAGGACAACGUUAUGUCCGAGGCGCGAAACUUACGCAACAUGACAAUUGCACAGACUCCCCUACUUGGAGAGGAAAAUACACCUCUGCAUGCUGGACCUUCUGGUGGAACAGGCUUUGAAGGUGCUACACCCCGACAUCAAGUUGCGUUCACACCUAAUCCUCUAGCAACACCUCUUCGAGCCGGAGGUAAUGUUGCAGCUACGCCGAGGGGUGAUGUCGUCGCCGGGACACCGCUGCGGACGCCUUUACGAGACAAUCUAUCAAUCAACCCGGAGGGCUUUAAUGCAGUUGAAAGUACUCCACGAGAGCAGAGGUUACACCUUAACUCUUCAAAACGGGCCUUGCAGGUUGGGUUCAUGAACUUGCCCAAACCGGAAAAUAACUUUGAAUUAAUGGUCCCGGAAGAUGAGGAAGAGACUGGGGACGCGGAUGCUUCCACGCUUUCAGAGAUUGAUGCAGCAGAACGAGACGCCCUACUCAAACGGAUCCAGGAAGAAGAAGAAAGGAAGGCUUUGGCUCGCAGAUCACAAGCGGUGCGGUUAGGUCUACCAAGACCAGCUAAUGUCGACGCGGAUGUGAUGCUACGUCGUUUCAACAGUGCAGAAGGAGAUGAGACGGAGCGGCUUAUCAACGCUGAACUCGUGAGGUUGUUGGAGCACGAUUCCAUUGCAUACCCAUUACCCGGCACCUCACGGCCUGGGAGUACAAAAUCAACUUACAUCAUGCUUGCGGACGACGACAUUGACAGUGCUAAGCAAGCGCUUCACGAAGAAUUGGCGUCGUUAGUAGGAUUUCCCAAUGCCAGCCCCGCGCAAAUACGAGACGGUCUUAUGCGCUUAGCGAAAGCAGAUUCUUUUGAUGAUGACAGCCAAUCCUGGGCGCAAAUACGGAAGCGACUGGUAUUUAGUCCUUUGUCUGGUGAAUGGGUUGAGCCGUCGGAGCUAUCGGCCGAGGAACGGGUUUCAGGGUACCAAGCUCUGAUUGCGGAGGCCCAGGAAACCAUGACUAGGGACGCGGCCAAGGCGGGCAAGGUGGAGAAAAAGCUGGGUGUGACACUAGGCGGCUAUCAGGCGCGGUUUGCAGUAUUGUCAAAGCGGGUUACUGACGCGUUUGGAGAGUUGCAAAAGACACAUCUGGAUUAUGAGAGUUUUGCACGCCUACGGAUCAACGAAGAGGCAGCUGGUCCCCGUCGUGUUUCUGCUUUGAAGGAAGAAGUUGAGGUCCUUGCAAGGCGUGAGCAGGGCCUACAGGAGCGAUACGCCGAGUUGGUGAACGAGAAGCGUGAGGCUGAAGCCCGAGUAUCUGCGCUAGAGGAGAAGUUAAUGGCUGAGGCUGAGGUGUUGAAUGAGGCUCAGCUAGCAGCAAUGGAAGAAUAG
Guyanagaster necrorhizus is the source of this 2481-nucleotide messenger RNA. RefSeq lists its product as uncharacterized. Gene Ontology annotation, biological process: mRNA splicing, via spliceosome. The record is from RefSeq and is a predicted model, not a curated record. Gene Ontology annotation, cellular component: spliceosomal complex; Prp19 complex. Bases 1 to 2481 code for a protein of 826 amino acids. The transcript has 9 exons. Lineage: Eukaryota; Fungi; Basidiomycota; Agaricomycetes; Agaricales; Physalacriaceae.